Echinococcus granulosus is the source of this 570-nucleotide messenger RNA. RefSeq lists its product as hypothetical. The transcript is spliced from 4 exons. The record is from RefSeq and is a predicted model, not a curated record. The coding region runs from base 1 to 570 and encodes 189 amino acids. Lineage: Eukaryota; Metazoa; Platyhelminthes; Cestoda; Cyclophyllidea; Taeniidae.
AUGUUUUACGAAGUGACCUAUGCACCAAAAAGUGCUCAAAAACUUAUCAAAACUGCAUUAAAAAUUUUUGUUCUAACGUUCAUUUUCCGUUGUGAAGUUUUGCUUUUACCUCAAAUUAAGCGAACCUACUUAUUACUUAAAAGUAAAAAAGCCCAACUUUUCGGAAACAAUAAUAAAUCUUCAAAAAUAAUAAAAGUGCCAUGGAAGCAAGUUAGAAUGAAAAAACAACCAACCAGUAGUGGGAAGUGUAAAUACAAUCGUCACGAGAGAGAUUCAUGUCGGUCUUAUCUAAAGCAUUAUAAACAUAGUUAUAAGGUCCACUUACUAGCUGAAAUUAAACUCAAACCUACAAGAAAAAGAUCGGUAAAAAAAACACCAACUCAAACACAAUUAAUUAAAAUAAUAUGCGACCAACAUAAGGAGAGCUUUGUAAAGGAUACUCAUAAGCAUAUAGCUGUAAUUUUUAACACAUUGAUUCUGCUCAUUAUUUUUAAUAGCUUAAAACAAUUAAAUACGGUUUUAUGUUAUUAUUUCAGUGGACUCUCCAAUAACAGCACACUUGAGGCCUAA